AUGUCCACUCCUGUCCCGCCCACGCACGUAUACAAAGCCAGUGACCCACCUCAGCUGCAUCAAACUUCGAUGGAGGCUCUUCAGGAAUACUUCAUGCGCCUGGAUUACUACAACCGGUGCGUGGCCCGUGUACCCGUCACUUCCGACCAUGACAAGAUCGAAGGCGCUGGUAUGGGGUUGCAAGUCCUGGCGCUCAAAACCUGGGUCUCUCAAGGGUUGAGCAAACACCUUGCUAAACCGUACACCCAAUUCAAGUCGGAGUUGAUCCGCCGCGCCGUGCCCGCCAAUUUCGUCUGGACGCAACUCGAGGUGUUGCACCAGCAACGCCAAGUGACGGGUCACGAUGUACACGCGUUCCAGGACUUCUCCAAUCGAAUGCGCGUCCUCCAGAUGGAGAUUGGGUUCCAGGUCGUCUCAGAUCAGGAACUCGCCAAGCUUGUUCUCCUUGGCACCGAUCCCAAGCUGUGCCAACUCCUCCGCAUGCAUGUCGUCUCGUCGCUAGCUGGAUGGUCCGACCUCUCAUUCGAGAGACUCGCUCUCGAUGCUCCCGCACUCCAACAACAGCGGCCGAACACACGACCAACGGCCUUCGCAACGGCGACGAUGCGACCAGUCCCCACCACCGCCCCAGCCUCGGGGGGACCCCGUCCCCGGCUCACCGCCGAGGAGCGCGCCUACCUAGACGCGAACCAUGGGUGCUAUCGCUGCCGCGCCCUCAAUGCGGAUCACAUGUCGAGCAACUGCCCCUGCUAUGCCCCUGCUUCAGGAAUGCCCGCCACCUCGUUGACUCCCCUGUCGACCGCUCCCGCCGCUCGCACUCGUCCUGGUAUGGUGGCGGCCAUCCAGAUGUUCCAAGAAACGGGUGAUUCAACCGCGUUUGCUGGCCUCAACAGUGACUCGGAAGACGAUGAUUACUCGUACGCCCCUCGCUUGUUCCCGCCUUUACCCGUCUCUCUGCGUGGUGCUCAUGGUACCAUCACUGCCUCGGCCCUCAUAGAUUCGGGGUCGCCUCAAACGUUCCUCAGUGAGGACUUCGUUCAGCGAUUGGGAUUGAAAAAACGGGCCUUGGAACAGCACACGAAGUACACUCUUGCAAUGCAGAACCAAGUUCCCACUGUCUUCACCUGCACGCAUUUUGUUCGAGUUCCGGUCGAACUGGCUAAUGGACGUUGGGCGGCGGGCCCGACGUACGCCGAAGUGGCGCCCCUUGGGAGGGACCUCGAGCUUAUUCUGGGAGGCAACUUCAUCUACACGCACAAGAUUGACCUAGGUUAUUUCCCACACCGCCACCUCACGUGUAAGAAUAACCCAGAGGAGCCAAUUGACCUGCUUGAACUAUCGUCACAGCCGCGCGGCACGUCGCCCGUGGCCGCUAUCGCGCCCGUCAACGAAGACGAACAGCUCCGCCUUGCCGCGCUCGACCAGCGCCUGCGCGCGGUUUACGCUGAUUGCUUCCCUGACAACAUUCCACCGGUUGCCACCUAUCAAUUCCCGGUGCGACACCAUAUCGAGCUUGACAACCCGUGCGGCUAUCCGGUUGCCAAACACCACCGCCAGGCAUGGUACCUGCUGCUUCAAAAGCACCUCGCAAGUGGCCGUCUUCGCCCCUCACGUUCGCCGGUGUUCAUCAUCCCCAAGAAGGGCUCGGAUGUGGACCCGACCAUUGCACCGCGAUGGGUGAACGACUGCCGCCACCUCAAUUGGCACACCAUCAAGGACCGCACACCCUUGCCCCUGGCCGAUGACAUCCUGUCGACGUGCUCCAAAGCGCAGUUCUGGGCCAAGAUUGACAUGACCAACUCCUUCUUGUUGAAUUGCAUUCUGUCAAGCCUUCGAACACUUCGACAUCGGACCGCCGUUUGA
Microbotryum saponariae is the source of this 1863-nucleotide messenger RNA. Lineage: Eukaryota; Fungi; Basidiomycota; Microbotryomycetes; Microbotryales; Microbotryaceae. The record is from the annotation of a GenBank genome assembly.